Nicotiana tabacum (common tobacco) is the source of this 821-nucleotide messenger RNA. RefSeq lists its product as uncharacterized. The record is from RefSeq and is a predicted model, not a curated record. NCBI's taxonomy places the organism in Eukaryota, Viridiplantae, Streptophyta, Magnoliopsida, Solanales, Solanaceae. Gene Ontology annotation, cellular component: cytoplasm. Gene Ontology annotation, molecular function: protein-disulfide reductase activity.
GAAAACAUAGAAAUAGUCAACAAACCCACAGUUUCCCUCCUUUGCUCUCGCCAAUGUCGACGAUUCUCGAUUCACUCGCCCUCUCUUCCAUUUUUUCCUCUUCUCCUUCUAAUAUCCGACCAGCCCUCCGCCCCUCGCCGCCGUUGUCCGCCACAUGGGACCGCCGUUCCCCUCUCAAAUACACCGCUUUUAAAUCCUGUACCCCUUUAAAGCAAGUUUCACUUUCGUCUUCUUCAACAAGUUGUUGUCGCUCAAGUAGCGUCUCCGGCGAAGCUUCUGAUGUUGCUUUCGAUGUUCCUUUUGUGACAGAGGAAACAUGGGAAUCACUUGUUCUCAACUCUACUGAACCCGUGGUGGUUGAGUUUUGGGCUCCCUGGUGUGGACCAUGUCGCAUGUUCCAUCCAGUGAUUAGCGAUCUGGCCAAGCAAUAUGCAGGGAGGGUUAGCUGCUUCAAAUUGAACACUGACGACAGUCCUCCUGUAGCGACCAGAUAUGGAAUCCGGAGCAUCCCAACGAUAAUGAUCUUUGUCGAUGGAGAGAAGAAAGAUGCAAUAAUAGGAGCUGUACCCAAAACCAGUCUAACUGCCAGCAUAGACAAAUACUUGUAAAAGCUGUUAAAUGGUAAGCCCAAAGCUAUACUUGGUUUUGUUGUCAUAGUGAUCCCAGAUUUUCCAUUCCUGGUUAUAAUAUCGGUAAAAACUUACUCACCCGCACCUGGUGUUUAGCCCAAGCAAAUGAAUGCAUGUUACGCUCUUGAUGCUGAUGGUCCUGUACUAGAUUUGUGCCAAUUAAAUGAAAUUCCAUUUUUUUGCCUCUGGCCC